AUGAAUAAGGACCCCGUCCCUGUGAUCGAUGCCUCUAGCGUGAAGGCAUCUGAACCAGCCAUUGUGGCUGAUUUGGUUGGAAACCCACAAUUCCAACAAUUGUUUGAACAGUUUCCUGCUCUGAGGCCACGACUCAGGUGGAUAUUUGAUGCUUCCACAGAACAACCCGAUUAUCGUCCAGGUCCACGUUACAACAGAUCCAAGACUUCGAAUGAUUCAUUCAAUAGUUCUAAGCUUUCACCUGAACGACGCCUUGCUCGUACGAUGCAUCUGCUGGACAAAGAGCUGAAAGCACCAUCAGCCAAGACUAACGGGAUCAAAGCUUUUGCCGAGAUGGUGGCUCAACUAUCAACCGAGGAACAAGACUCGAGUUAA
Exophiala aquamarina CBS 119918 is the source of this 375-nucleotide messenger RNA. RefSeq lists its product as uncharacterized. Bases 1 to 375 code for a protein of 124 amino acids. Lineage: Eukaryota; Fungi; Ascomycota; Eurotiomycetes; Chaetothyriales; Herpotrichiellaceae. The record is from RefSeq and is a predicted model, not a curated record. The transcript has a single exon.